AUGGCUGCUGCUACACGCCACCGUUGGAAAGGGCCCUUUCAGUCAUGGCAGCUCCCAUGCUUCUUACUGCCCUUCCCCUUCUCAGCUCGAUUGGGAACUCCGUCUCUGUACUACCUCUGCAACCCACUUCAGCAGGCCAAGAUCCUUGGCCACCUCUCCCACCUCUCCCACCACCUCCCGCAUUCCAUCUUCGGACGGCCGAGCGAGGAGCGAACCCCUCACCCGGAGAUCGGUUUUGCAUCACGAACCUGUCGAUUCCUUCCUCCACUGGUCAUUCCCAACCUUCAUGUCCACUACGGCCUACGAUGCUUUGAAGUUGAGAUUGCAACGAUGAACGAUUGCAAUGUUAGUGUUGAUUUGCUCACCAACCUAAAUUACAUUUCUUUCCUCAUGAAGAUGGAGAGCCGACAACAAGAAGCAAUGGUUUCCUUACCUGGAUACAUUCAGAUCUUAGGUUGGGGUGACAGGUACCAGCAACUAGGUCUCCAAAUGAAAAAGAGGGAAGGUUACAGGAAGAGAGAGGUGCCAGAUGAGAAGAGAAAUGUGCAAGUAUGCUCAUGGCUACUCAAGAUGAGAAUGGCUCACAGAAUGGAUGCUCACUUUGAAGAAGUGCAGGUCUGCCCUGUUCCUGCAUUCCUUAUGCAACUAUGCUUUCUGAGUCACAAGUUAGAAUUUCAGGCUAAGAAUGAACAGAAGUAUCUUGCGUUGAAGAACAGGCUUUGUGAAAUGAGACUAGAAUCUGAACUCCUGCUGAAACUCAAGCGAACUGUAACCUUUAAUGAAGAGCUGAAGGCAAAACAUGUAAUAGUUUUUGCGGUGAUGAUGCCAGUUAGUCAAGAUUGA
Linum tenue is the source of this 843-nucleotide messenger RNA. The record is from the annotation of a GenBank genome assembly. Lineage: Eukaryota; Viridiplantae; Streptophyta; Magnoliopsida; Malpighiales; Linaceae.